AUGAGGUUGAAGCAGGAGCAUAGUGUGAGUUCCACCUUCCCAGCGACCGUCCCAACCGACAGACCCCACCGACCGUCCCAACCGACCGACCCGACCGACCGACCGACCCGACCGACCGACCAACCCGACCGACUGACCCGACCGAGCGACCCGACCCGACCGACCGACCCGACCGACCCGACGCGACCGACCGACCCGACCGACCGACCGACCCGACCGACCCGACCCACCGACCGACCAAACGACCCGACCGACUCCGACCCGCCCGACCCGACCCGACCGACCGACCGACCGACCGACCGACCGACCGACCGACCGACCGACCAACCAACCAACCAACCAACCAACCAACCAACCAACCAACCAACCAACCAACCAACCAACCAACCAACCAACCAACCAACCCAACCAACCAACCCAACGACCAACCAAACCAAACCAACCAACCAACCCAACCAACCAACCAACACCCCAACCAAACAACCAAUCCAACCAACCAACCCAACCAACCAACCAACCAACCCAACCCAACCCAACCGACCGACCGACCGACCGACCGACCGACCGACCGAC
Molecule: messenger RNA, 573 nt
Organism: Dermacentor albipictus
Lineage: Eukaryota; Metazoa; Arthropoda; Arachnida; Ixodida; Ixodidae
Source: RefSeq, a predicted model, not a curated record